AGCUCGCGACGCGCAGUUGCAGACGCUCGCGUGGAACAGUCAGAAAACUUGUUUAGCGCUACGUGAUUGCUUUUUAGUUUCCGCUGUCAUGGAGUCGCAGAGGAAGAAACGCCGUUUUCGAUGCAGUCUCUUCCUUCUGUUUGUACAUCUGCAGCUGGCUUUGACCGGAGAAUGCCCUGCAGAUGGCCGCACCUGGGUGCCCUUUAAAGACAGAUGCUACCAUUUUGUCCAUGGAGAAGAAGACCAGAUCAAAAGUUACACCUUUGAUAGAGCAAAGACCCUCUGCCGCGACUUUGAGCUUUUGACCAUCAAAAGCACUGAAGAGAAUGACUUUGUUAUCGAAUACAGCCCAGAAGUGUGGAAAGGCAACGUCAAUGUGUGGCUAGGAAUGUAUUUUGACACAAACACUAAAGAUAUGAAGUGGUUUGACGAAGACCCUGUGACAUUCACUAACUGGGAGUAUGAGUCAGACUCGGACCUCAUGCCCAUGGAUAGAUGUGUCGCUCUGCACAGCAUGUCCGGGAGGUGGGAGAACGUCAGCUGCGUGGAUGAUGUGGAGAAUGGAGUGAUUUGUGAGGCAGCUCAAACUGCAGCGGAAGCCAAGCAGAAGCCCAGUGCACUGCUGUCUGCCCUGGUCAUUCUCAGUGUGGUGGCUAUCAUGGGAGUCUCCGCAGUUGUUUGGUUCCUGCACCAGAAGCGCAGUCUUGGCACAAAUAUCAUCUCAGCGUUUGAGUAUCACCCUCCGUUUCGAGUGCUGGACACAGACCAGUCCUGUCUGGUGGAGGCUGAGGAGAUUGACAGUGUGCCAUAGUAGAACUUUAGAAGCGUGAGGCUCUUCUAACUGGGUGGUUGUUGGUAGGGGGAAAAGAUCCACUCUUAAAACAGUUACUGAGGCGUUUCUGUGUGAAUAUCUAUGUGUUCUGAAAAAUGUAGUAGCACUAGGCCUACUCUGAUACUAACCUCUUUACUCUGGCAUAUCACAACUCACUUGUUUUGUCUUUUUGUCAUCUACACUAACAAAGAUGAUAUAGAUAUAAAUUUACCAAAUUGGUGCAAUUCUCUCAGAUGUGCAUAGAUCACCUGCCCCUGGAUGCAACAUUAGGUUAUAAUGGUGUGCACUACAUAGUAAUUAGAACCUAAACUUCACAUAGAGGAAACAGAUUUAGCAUGGCAUCCCCAGUCAGUCAUUGCAGCAGUGCUGCAAUGUGGACAGUCAAACUAAGAACUUAGUUUAGAUUUGUCCCAAGCUUUUCAUUGAAUUGAAUUUUUCUUGGUGCAACCAGCUGCACAGUUUUGUUAGACCCGGUAAAUAUUCAUUAUUUCCAAAGAGUAAUGCAAGCUCUAAAUUUGUAGUUUACAAGGCCAUUAGGUGACGCUGGUGGUGUCGUCGAUUAAUUUUCCAGGUUCCAACACUUCUCAAACUAUUCCCAUGUAGAUUUGUAAAAUCUCUGGAUUAUCCCUUUAAGCAGAAACAGGAAUCCUCAGUCUCAACCUAUUACAGGAAUUUGUAAAUAAUUGUCCUACUGUAUGAACUGUUGUGUGGUUACUGCACUCAUGUUAGUGUUUCAAAGAUACUGAGUUGCACAGUUUGUAAUAUUCUUGUGAAAUGGAAGACUGUUCUAAACCAGUUGCCACAGGGACAACCUGACCAAUUUUCUUGAUUUCUGUCACGUGGACUAAAGUUGUUGUGGCAGAAAGUUUUGUCAGUUCAUAGGAUCGACAUUCAUUCCAGCAAAUUUCCUAGAUGGCUUUAAUAAUGGUUUAUAUUCACAGCUUAUCUGUCCUUCAAGGUUAAGAUAUAUACAAUAAGCCUUGGAUUUAAAUGCCAUGCUCGCUAAUAGUAUUGUUUAUAUUGUAAGAGGGAGGUUAGGAUCUUAAUGCUGGAAAUUAUAAAUCAAUCCUUUUGAGAAUAAAGACAAUCAAAUUUUGACUUCAUGAUGGGUAUUUUGGGAAUACCCCUAUAUGGCAGUUACCCACUAAUAACAGUUUACACAUGUUUAUACAUUUGCCCCAGCAUGAAUACUAAUGUACAAUAUUGAGCACAGUCUGGGCCGUUCUGAGCCUGUGUGUGUUUCACAAUAAAGAAUAUCUGACUACAAGA
Molecule: messenger RNA, 2101 nt
Organism: Betta splendens (Siamese fighting fish)
Lineage: Eukaryota; Metazoa; Chordata; Actinopteri; Anabantiformes; Osphronemidae
Gene: cd302
Product: CD302 molecule
Exons: 6
Coding region: 89-811 (240 amino acids)
Molecular function (GO): signaling receptor activity
Source: RefSeq, a predicted model, not a curated record